Molecule: messenger RNA, 3819 nt
Organism: Colletotrichum spaethianum
Lineage: Eukaryota; Fungi; Ascomycota; Sordariomycetes; Glomerellales; Glomerellaceae
Product: DNA repair protein rad13
Exons: 1
Coding region: 1-3819 (1272 amino acids)
Biological process (GO): nucleotide-excision repair
Cellular component (GO): nucleus
Molecular function (GO): DNA endonuclease activity; single-stranded DNA binding
Source: RefSeq, a predicted model, not a curated record
AUGGGUGUGAACGGCCUCUGGACGGUUGUGCAGCCCUGCGCGCGCCCGACGAACCUCGCGACCCUCAACCGAAAGCGCCUCGCUGUCGAUGCGUCCAUUUGGAUAUACCAGUUCCUCAAAGCGGUGCGUGACAAGGAGGGCAAUGCGCUGCGCAACUCCCAUGUCGUCGGUUUCUUCCGCCGCAUCUGCAAGCUCCUUUGGUUCGGCAUCAAACCCGUCUUCGUCUUCGACGGUGGCGCCCCGACCCUUAAGCGCCAGACGAUCCAGGGUCGCAAGCAACGCCGCGAGGGCCGCAGGGAAGAUGCCGUCCGCACUGCCGGGAAGCUGCUGGCUGUGCAAAUGCAGCGCAUCGCGGAAGAGGAAGAGGAGAGGAGGAAACGCGAUGCAGAUAGGGGUAUUCAGAGAGAACGAGAGGAGCCUCAGGAGGAGAUACCCGAUGCAGACAAGAUUGUGUACGUUGAUGAGGUCGGCAUGUCCCAGCAGGAGCGGCAGCAGACGAGGAAGUUCUUCAAGCAGGAUGCGUACCAUCUACCCGAGCUUGACGGCGACAUCGCGUCAAUGGCCAAGGCAGAAGACCCCAGAAUCAUGAGCAUCGAAGAGCUGGAGGAAUACGCGCGGCAAUUUCACAACGGAGAGGAUAUCAACCUUUACGAUUUUAGCAAGAUCGACUUUGAUGGCGAGUUCUUCCAGAGCCUGCCCGCCGCAGACCGAUACAACAUCCUCAACGCAGCCAGGUUAAGGAGUCGUCUCAGGAUGGGAUUGAGCAAAGAGCAACUGGACGAUAUGUUUCCGGAUCGCAUGGCGUUUUCGAGGUUUCAGAUUGAGAGAGUCCGCGAGCGGAACAACCUGACCCAGCGCCUCAUGAAGGAAGCCGGCAUGACCGGGCUUGACCUCACUUUGACAGGCGGUGGAAGAAUCGCCGGUGAGAAGGACAGGGAGUACAUCCUGGUAAAGAAUGACGGAGCAGAGGGCGGUUGGGCGCUGGGUGUCGUGAGCAAAGAAAAAGACCUAGGCGAGGCCCACAAGCCCAUUGACGUUGAUGCUCUGGACUUUCAAUUUCAGAAAAAGGAGAAGGUCGAGGAAUCUGACGAAGACGAUUUCGAAGACGUUCCUGUCGAGGGGCUAAACCGGCUGCCAAAGAUGUCAUCUAGCGCGGCCGCGCAGGCAUCUCGGGAAGCGGCUCUACGAAGACAGCAGCUGUACGGAAAUCGAGGAGAAGGCGAGGCCAAUGACCUUUUUGAAGAGGAAGAAGAAAGUCUCUUCGUAGGUGGCGAUGCUCCUGAAACACAAGAUCGAAGGAAGCCGCACGCUCAACGCGACGAGGCAAUGCACCCUGAAGAGGAGGACGAUAUCAACCGUGCCAUUGCCAUGUCCCUGCAGAAUCAGCACGGCAAGGAGGCGGAGGACUCUGAAGAGAACGAACAGUUUGAAGAUGUGGAAAUGGAAGCCCCAACAUGGAAGCAGAAGGCUGUCGAGGGACCCAAGCCAAUUGCCGCAAGGAGCGGCCGCAUGGUGGCUCACAUCGUCAACAACAGGUCUACUGCUGCCGUCCCAAAGAGACGCGCCAAUAGUGCCAGCAGCAGCGAUGAUGAGAUGGACUUGCAGGCAGCUCUGAAGGCGUCCCGGCAGAAUAAGAGAGCUCAGCCGAGACCGGCGGUGCCCAACGUCAAGAACCCCUUCGAUGGCCCAUUGCCGUUCCCUAAGCUCGCAUGGGGCCCUUCUCUCUUUUCAAUGAAGGCUCAGUCACAGAAGCCUGAAGAUACAGUGCCAGAGAAGCAGCUCGCGCGAAACGCACAGAAGCCGGCGCAGAAUAAUGAUGACGCCGAAUUCGGUGGCGGUUUCGUAGCGGAUGGUACUGAAGAGGAGCCAGUCGCCGACGAUGAGGAUGAAGGUGGGUUCGAGAGGGGCCCGUCAGAAGAUCGCCCUAAACCACUGCCCCCUUGGAUGGUGGACAACACGGAUAUCCGAGAGUCGAUAAAGCAGCAACGACAGGUGGAGAGCGAGAUCAACACGGAAGACCGGGAGGCGGCAAUAGAAGAGGAACGCCGAUUUGAGCGCCAGAGGCAAAACCAGCUCAUUGAAAUCCAGUCGUCCGAUGACGAAGGCAGCGAUAUUGAGAUACUUGAUGUGCCCCCGCCACCGAAGCAGGCUGUCACUCAAGAGGAAAUCGCUUUCGCUGACGAAGUCACAUCGACCGACGCUGCUUCAGCUGCACAAACCGAGUCUCUCAAGAAGAAAGACCCAGCGACUGCACCUUUAGAAAAGGCAGAUACUGCGUCUCGCAAGCCGUCACCGUCGCCCGAACCCGACUUCGAAGACGUCCGGUCUCAGGAUGCCAACGACGAUAUGGAAGUCACUGUCACGGAAGUGCCCGACUCUCCGGAACCAGAAUUGGAAGACAUCACAGUUGAUGCGGAGCAACAGGAGCCAGAGUCUUCAGGUCCAGUCGUGAAGGACGCCACGGUCGAUGCAGAACAGCCGGGCCCUGCCGAGGAAGAACACGAGCUCACCUUUGAAGAACUCAUGGACGGGCCCCAGUUGGACGAUCCCAACACGGCCGGCGACCCCGUACAGGACGCCGAGGCUGCCGGCUUCACCGAAAGCGACGACGAGUUCAGCGACCCGGAGGACGAGGAGCUGUUCGCCAACCUGGCUCAGGAAGCGGAAGAGCACGCCCGUUUUGCCAGCGAGCUGAACAACAAGUCGGAGCAUGAGAACAAGGAGGCGUAUGAGAGGGAACUCAAGGCCCUCCGCACGCAACAGAAGAAGGACCGCCGAGACGCCGACGAGGUCACGCAGGUCAUGGUUACCGAGUGUCAGGCCCUGCUCCGUCUCUUUGGCAUUCCCUACAUCACGGCGCCGAUGGAGGCCGAGGCGCAGUGCGCGGAGCUCGUGCGGAUGGGUCUGGUGGACGGCAUCGUCACCGACGACUCCGAUUGCUUUCUGUUUGGCGGCACGCGCAUCUACAAGAACAUGUUCAAUAGCAACAAGUUUGUUGAGUGCUACCUCGGCUCGGACCUCGAGAAGGAGCUCUCCCUGUCGCGCGAUCAGCUCAUCGCCAUCGCCCAGCUCCUGGGGUCGGAUUACACUGAGGGUCUGCCCGGCGUCGGUCCCGUCACGGCCGUAGAGAUCCUCUCUGAGUUUCCCGGCAAGGACGGUCUCGACAGGUUCAAGGAGUGGUGGCAGGACGUACAGAUGAACAACCGCCCCAAGGAGGCUGAUGCGGGGUCGCCGUUCCGACGCAAGUUCCGCAAGGCACAGGCCACGAAACUCUUUCUCCCGACGGGGUUCCCAAACCCGGCUGUCACGGACGCGUACCUCCGCCCGGAGGUCGACAGCAGCUCCGAGCACUUUCAGUGGGGCGUGCCGGACCUCGAGGGUCUACGGCAGUUUCUGAUGGCGACCAUUGGGUGGAGCAAGGAGCGCACCGACGAGGUGCUGGUCCCCGUUAUCCGGGACAUGAACAAGCGCGACAUGGAGGGCACACAGGCGAACAUCACGAGGUACUUUGAGGGGACUGUGGGUCUUGGUGCGAGAGACGCCUUUGCACCGAGGCAGAAGGGCACGACAAGCAAGAGAAUGGCGGACGCUGUGAGUAGGCUGAGGGCGAACGCCAAUGGCGAGCAGCCAGGUGUUGCGGAGCAGCAGGGUGCGUCGGCGCCAGCCAAGGUCACGGGGAAGAGAAAGACCAGGGCGAGGACUGCGGCGGCCGAGGAGGACGAGGAUGUGUUUGUUGAUGAUGCCGAGGAGGGGCGGCCGGAGCAGAGUGCCCGGGAAACGAAAGCCCGCCGGGGGAAGAAGGCCAAGGCAUCCGAGUAG